CAUCCUGUUGCCGUCCACUCGGGGUACCGUGUGUCCCAAAACGAGUGCACCCCAUUCGCCGGGCGGGACUUCCUUUCUCCUGCGGAUGCGAUACUGAAGUGUGUGAGCAGGCAAUAAGGGCUUGGUCGGGUUGUCACUGGUGUAACUGUGCGGCUCCGGAGCAGCAGAGAACCGGCCUGAAGACGCUGCUGCAACCGCGACUGAAGCCCCGUAGAUGAGCCUCCUCCCUGGCUAUGCUGCCCUGAGAGAGCCGCCAGUAUCAGCCCCGCCAACAUGUCUGAUGUCAACAAGACUAUUCAGAAAUGGCACGCCAGUUUUAGGAAAGGCACAGACUUUGACUCCUGGGGACAAUUAGUGGAGGCUAUAGAUGAGUACCAAAUUUUAGCAAGACAACUGCAAAAAGAGGUCCAGUCAACAAAUUCAUCAGACUUCACAGAGGAGCAGAAGAAAACUUUGGGAAAAAUUGCAUCAUGCCUGGAAAUGAGAAGCGGCAGUUUGCAGUGUACACAGUCCAAGGAGGACUUCAAGUUAGAAGAUCUGAAGAAGCUGGAAACAAUAAUUCAAAAUAUUCUGACGUACAACAAAGAGUUUCCCUUUGACGUGCAGCCAGUGCCCUUAAGGAAAAUCCUCGCUCCAGGUGAGGAGGAGAGCCUGGAGUUGGAGGAGGAGGAGGAUGCUGCAGCAGGAGCAGGAAGCACGGAGGCUUUUCCCCCGCGAGCCCCCGGUACCUUGUUGCCACGGUUACCAUCAGAGCCUGGGAUGACACUACUCACUCUAAAGAUUGAAAAAAUUGGGUUGAAGGACGCCGGGCAGUGCAUCGACCCGUACAUGACCAUCAGUGUCAAAGAUUUGAACGGCGUAGAUGUAAACCCAGUGCAGGACACACCCGUGGCCUCCAGGAAGGAAGAUACCUACAUCCACUUCAGUGUGGACGUGGAGAUCCAGAGACACGUGGAGAAAAUUCCAAAAGGAGCAGCUAUCUUCUUUGAAUUCAAGCACUACAAACCCAAAAAGGGUUUUACCAGCACUAAGUGUUUUGCCUUCAUGGAAAUGGAUGAGAUCAAACCCGGCCCAAUCGUCAUCGAACUGUACAAGAAGCCCACGGACUUCAAGAGGAAGAAACUGCAGCUCCUAACAAAGAAACAACUCUAUCUCCAUCUCCAUCAGACGUUACACAAGGACAGCUAAGAUCGCAGCGCGUCCUGAACUUUAAACCAACUUUUUUUAAUCAUUCUCUCACACACACAUCCAACUAAAUGUGGAAGUUCACCUCAUCUCAUCCUGCAAUACUAAAUCAAGCUUGUAUUCAUGUGUUUUCUCAAGAGAAUAGGAAGAAAGUAAAGGGAGACAAACCCAUCAGAUCAGCCUUGACUUUUGUAUUCUUUGAUUUUGUCUUCAAGUAUGAUGGGUUAUCAGAGAUAUGGUAGAUUUUCUUUGAAUGGAGCCAGGUGAGAGGGGUAACUAUCAGAGAAAAACUCAUAUUUCAUAGGUAAAAGUGGUACAUUUAUGAGAAGAAUACACAUUUACUAGGUUGGAUCAGCCUCAUGAGACAACAGCCGCACAACACAGGUUCCUGACAGUCUUCCUAGAGUUGUUGCCGGUGCUUAAUUUGAGUCAAUAUUCAAUGUUGGUGCUUUUUGUUUUCUGGAAGCUGAAAGCAGCAAAACAUUCAAAGCAGCUAAAGUUACAAAUCUAUGGUGAACCUGUUGGUGAAUUAUUGGCAGAGUGUUUAAGCCACUCCCUGAACAAACCACAGACAUCAAUGUUUGCUUCACUAAGCCACCAUAAAACCUUAAAUCCUGUCCUAACACCCAUUGGUUUGUGUUGGCCAUAACUAAAUAUGUGGUUCCACUCAAUGAUUAUAACUACUGUAGUAAACACAAAACAAGUGUUCAAUUGGCCUGCACGGCACACUAAAAUGGUUAUUAAGUCACAGACGGUGUUGAAUUCAGUUAUUUUAACUGGAAUAAUACAUUUUGAACUGUGUGUUUGCUUUGUUUUUAUCACACUAAUGAUGUUUAUGCUCAGCAAGUAAUUGUUUCAGCCCAGAAUUCAACUUGGUAGCAAUGCACAUUUCAGGUCCAGUUUAAGUUUAUUUGGAUAUGGUUUUCUACUGGUGGAUGCAGCAUUGUGUGACGUAUACUGGUUUCUGUUUGCAGGAAGCAGAUUUCUUUGGCAGUUCAAGGACAGCUCUUGAAAUGUAUUUUGAGGAAAUGGCCAUUCUAACAUUACUACCUUUAUUUUGAAAUUCUAUGUUAACCCAUAAUAAGCAAAACCGUCUCGAAGAUGUUCAGACGUUAUUUCCAUUCUGACUACCGUUGUAAGUGUUCAUCUACAUUGUCAUAUCUUAUUUUUGUAAUGUCAUCAAGUUCAGGACUAAUUUAACUGUAAACAUUAACUGAUGUAAUGUGUGUGUACAGAGCAUUAUGAGACCUGUUGACAGACUGAAGGGAAAUGUAUGAACCAUUUACAAUGCUUUUAAUUUCCAAUAAACUACAAAUGAGCAUGUCAUUGGAAAAUUCCAUCCAAAGCAGAAGACAGUGAGCAGAUGGGUUUGAACUGUGGUUUAUGCAAAUAUUGAUAAGCAACUGAAUUUAAAUAGGCAUCACAUCAACCAGAGCAUGCGUGUAAGGCCUCAGACUACAGAAGAGAGAAUGUACUAGUGCCAGGUGUAAGGGGGAAAAAAAGGAAAACAGAUGAUUUUAUUUGAAAAUGUCCCAGGUAGAAAGUUUGUAUACUGUACUUUACAGUUGGACUUUACUCUCAAAAUGCAAUACACUUAAAUCUUCAAAUGUUUCCCCCUGAUGAAUGACCCUUACACUACCAGACACAGGAAUUCUGUUUUCAUGCUCUUUAAAAUGCUCUCCAUGUUAGUAAAAAACCUAAACAGUGGACAGAAACGCAGCGUCUCUCCACACACUUAGCUGAACAUGUUGCAUGCGGGUUUUGGACGUGAACAUGUCGCUGGAUUGAAAUGAACAGAACUAAAAAUAGUGCUGCUGUGUCAGCCGCUUCAACACAGAUGUAUGCCUCAUUUUAUUCCCAAUAAAGCAUGAAGACACAGGUUGAAAAAUAUAUAAA
Eleginops maclovinus (Patagonian blennie) is the source of this 3081-nucleotide messenger RNA. RefSeq names its product axin interactor, dorsalization associated (gene aida). The transcript is spliced from 10 exons. The record is from RefSeq and is a predicted model, not a curated record. The coding region runs from base 274 to 1188 and encodes 304 amino acids. Gene Ontology annotation, biological process: determination of ventral identity. Gene Ontology annotation, cellular component: membrane. Gene Ontology annotation, molecular function: phosphatidylinositol binding. Lineage: Eukaryota; Metazoa; Chordata; Actinopteri; Perciformes; Eleginopidae.